Messenger RNA from Drosophila miranda, 6111 nucleotides. RefSeq names its product proton channel OtopLc (gene OtopLa). Gene Ontology annotation, biological process: proton transmembrane transport. The transcript is spliced from 14 exons. Gene Ontology annotation, cellular component: membrane. Gene Ontology annotation, molecular function: proton channel activity. The record is from RefSeq and is a predicted model, not a curated record. Lineage: Eukaryota; Metazoa; Arthropoda; Insecta; Diptera; Drosophilidae. Bases 983 to 3991 code for a protein of 1002 amino acids.
UUCGAAGCGUUGCGAGCGAUUGGAAGGGUCAUACCGUGUAAGAAAAGUGCGUUGAAUAAAAAAACAUAACGAAAAUAGAAACAGAAACAGAAAAAAAUAAAGGAAACGGAUUAUUAGAGUAAAGAAGAAAGAAAGUAAAGAAAACAAAUUCAAUUUUUGAGUGCGCAUCAGACGUCGUCGUCGUCCAUCUUGUUGUCUGCUGUCUGUGUGUGAGCGCGCGCGUGUGUGUGUGUGUGUGUGUGAGGGCAUCCGCUUCAGGUUGAGCUGCAACGCAUUUUCGGGCAGAGGCAGGCAACAAAAACAAACAAACAAACAAACGAAAGGACACAAAAAGGACACGCAAUAACAAAGCGAAACAAAGCGCAACAGACGCGAAGCACACACACAGCCACUCAUUGCGGCACCAUCCCCGCCCACCCCGCCCCAACAGUACCCCCGGCUUCCACGAAGUAUUCAGAGAAACCAGGACAUACGUAAUUCCUAACAAAACAAAGGAGAGACAGUGGAGAGGGAAGAGUAGAAGGAACCCCACUCCUCAUGUAAGGAACCCGAAGCCUGAAAGAGCCCCCCCAAAUCGACCAAUUAGCCUAACCGAAAAGUCUUGAAAAUAUCAACUGCUGCUGCAAACUGUAUGACUGAUUUAUCCACGUUGAUCAACCAACAGAAUUGGGGAACAGAAACCCCCCAGAAAACUAACUCCCUAAGAACUCUUUAUAUAGCCUUUACACCCAAGACAACCUUAGCCACCUUUUGGAAGAAUGAAUGGCUUGCUAUCGCUAGAAGCUUCAACUAUUUAUUGAGCCGAGUAGCCAAGUAGUCAGCUAAAACUUGCAAGCAAUCAAUCAAUCUAUCAAUCAAUCGAUAAAUCAAUCAGCAGAUAUACAAAAAAUACACAUAGAAGAGGAGCAGAUACCCCACAGAUAUACACACAUACGUAGAUACACAAACGAGAGUCAUCGUCAGGACCCUGGGGAGAGGAGGAAUGCAGCGGUGUCCCUACAUACAUGAGAUGCGAGAACGUUUGCUGGACCAGCCACGGGAAACACUGCAAUUGGAGAACAUGGAGCGGGCCAAUCUGCUCGACAAUCGACAGUCGGCCUCCGAAUCGAAUCAGGUCGGCACUGUGGUCAAGCUACAGGGAGAUGGUUAUCACACGAGUCCUGCACAUCAGCGCACACCGCUAGUGCCACAUGAUCUGGGCGAGGACUUCAAUUUGGAUUUCGACGAUGACUUCCCGAUCGAUGCCCGAAGACCGAAAAAUGCAAACGGCAUACAUCAACCGGUUCUGACGCGCCCACAGCCAAGGGUUUGCUACACGUUCAAGCCAAAUCCAAAUAAAUACAGUUUUAUGCCAGCGAAAAUAACGGUACAGGGCACAUAUCAAACAAAUCCAAUAACGGGACCAAUCGAACUAUGGACAUCGCUAUUCAUCGUGACCAGCCUGGUGUACGCAAUCCUCCUGAUCGUCGUAUGCAUUGCAUACGUGAUCAGCGAUGUGACCACACACCGCCUGCCAGUGCUCUACUACGAGACAUUCUUCACGUAUCUGUACGGCGUCAGCAUACUCUUCCUCCUCUACGUAUUCUGUUUCCUGCUGCAGGAGAGCUCUUGCUGCAAUGGCGGCAAUGGCAAUGGCAAUGGCAGCAAGCCGAAACCCCAACCCAAGGAGAAGAAAUCGAAGAAAGCCAAGAAUGCCGAUCCAGCCGAUUCGAAGGAAGCGAAGGGCUCCAAGGACUCUGGCAAAGCAGCUGUCAAAGGCGCCGCAUAUCAGGAAGCACCCGUGGAUGCCGAGGUGGCCGUUACCCCGAAGAAUGUACGCAAGAGGAAGACCACUCAUAGCGAUCCGACGCACGGCAGCUUCUUCCUGCGAGUGGGAGCCAUUGCAUUCGGUCUGGGCGCCAUGAUCUACAUUGGACUGGAGUUUGGAUCGUUCUUUGAGAUACCCUUCGAUUCGCCCUGCCACCACAUACUUAUCGGAGUGAACCCGCUGCUGCAGAUGAUUUUCACCUUCAUGCAAAUGUACUUUAUAUUCAUGAAUGCACGGACUAGGCCACCAUUUCAGCUGAACAUCCACCGAUUCAAGGUGAUUGCCCGCUUCGGGCUGAUGCAUGUGGUGGCCACCAACAUUUGCGUGUGGAUCCGGACGCUGGUGAAGGAGUCGCUUCUGGAGAUCACCAUCUGGCACCAGAAGAACGAGGCCGAUCCGGAGGCCUCGUCGAUAGCCCACUCGGUGCGGCAGCAUGCGCUGCGGCAUGCCGGGACCGUUCUACGCACCCAUACCGGCCCGAACAGCGAGUUCGAGGUGCUGGACGGGGAGGAUCUGCUGCCGAAGGAUGUCUACAAGAGCGACAAUGUGCUGUCCAAGCUGGUGCGCAACACCGUAGACGGCAUCUCGAAGAGCCUGGGCAUGGGCGGGGAUGUGGCCAGCUCCACUGCGAGCAGCAUCGUCAGCAGCACCACCACUCGGGCACCGUACACGACGGCCGGCUAUCAAUGGCACAGCACUACUAUGGCCCGCAAGCUGAAGAAGUUUAUCACAAGUGCCACCACAGCAGCCACCACAACGGGCGGCAGCCCCAGCACCAUUGCCAGCACCACCACCACCUUCGGCACCACCACUACCACCACCACCAGCCCAUUGACCACCACCACCGCCAUACCCAUUUCCGCCGGCAGCACUGCAACGGACGCCAUCAGCAGCACGACCAGCGAAUCGCCCUUCAGCGGCCUCCAGCGACUCCUAUCCAGCGCUGCCCCGAGUCUGACGCCAGUCGAUGGGUCCGCCUCCUCGGCGUUGCCCGCUGCUGCCACUGGCAGCGUCUCCUCGUUCUUCAACAGCUUUGCCGCAUCCACACCCAGCACCAGCAUCGGAGCCGCCAGCACGGAGGGCCCGGUCAACAUCAUGAAUAACCUUUUCGGACCCGGAAUGGAGAACAGCUUCCAGACCUACUCGGACAUAUCGCACGAGGAGUCCAGCGGUGGCCUGGUGGCCUUCGAGAAUCUGGAGAGCCUGGACAGUAUCUACCCGGCGGCGCUGUCUUCCAACAUUGGCACACUCAACUCCACCGCCUGCGGGCGCAUCGAUAUUAUGGGGACCAUUGUGUACGACUCGGCGCCGUAUCUGUAUCCGUUCAUCAUUGAGUAUUCGCUGAUCGGUGCGGUGGUUUUGUAUGUCAUGUGGAAGCACAUCGGCCGCUAUCCGGGACGGAUGAACGACGAGGAUCUGGAGCACCGUCUGGAGGUGAUGCUCUCACGUCGUGCCGUCGCCAUGGCGCAGCAGGCACGCUCCGGUCGCGUCGACUGCGUUGGCUCGUCGAAGGGACUGUUCUUUGGUCUGCUGCUGUUGGUCGGCGCCCUCAUUUGCCUGAUACUCUUCUUCGUCUUGGUGCGUCAUCAGCAGUUCUCGCUGUUGGCCAUUUACCUGGCCGAUGCCAGCCACUGCAUCCUCAUGGCCUUCGCCAUACUGGCCAUCAUAGUGGGCUUCAUCAGAGUAAAGAACCUUAAGUUCCGCUGCGAAGAGCAAUCCAAUCUGAACGACAUCUUGUUGCGCAUCUCGGCCUUCGGCCUCUUCACCUACUCCGUGUUCAGCAUCAUUGCCGGCAGCCUCAAGGUGCUGGAGAGCGAGCCCAGCCUCCUGGUGACGACCACCGGCGGUGUGGCCGUCUUCCAGGUGAUCUUGCAGCUGCUCUUCAUCGCUGACGUAUCGCGGCGUCGCGUCCACUUGCCGGAGCACGAUCGCAGCAAGCCCGGCCGCCAGAUCGUCACCUUCCUACUCAUCUGCAAUGUGGCCAUGUUCGCCAUCUACACAUUCGAAGCUCAAAAAGUAUUCGCCAAUCCUGUAAGUAGAUAUGUUCAGCUUGACUUCUAUGGCUUUGUGCCCUGGUCCAUCAUCCAGCGCAUUACACUGCCGCUGUGCAUCUUCCAUCGGUUCCACAGUGCCGUGACACUCGCCGAAAUCUGGAAGACCACCUACAAGGCACGCCUGGAGUAAGCAACGAGGCGGUACGCAGGCUGCAGUCCCCCAGGCCGCUGGAUGUCGAGGGAGUUAUGAAAAUGCACCAAAAAAAAACCAAAAUGUAGCGAACCCAAAAACCAAAACGCAAACAGAAAUCAAGUGAAAAAAGUUAGUUUCUAAUUACGUAUUAAACAUUAUGCAAAAAAAACCCUACCAUAUAAUUAUAUAUAUUAUAUACUUUUUUUGUUUAUGGUUUAUGUUAUGUUAGGUUAAACCUAAAGCAAACGCGAAACCAAUGCGAAAAUUCAAACGAAUCGAACGAACGAUAUCGAAACGAUCGACAAACGAUAAGAGAGAGGGCAUAUGCAACCCUGCUUCCGGAAUCGCCGGAUGAUCGCCUAAUGCUUUCUCCAUUUGCUUUUCUUAUUUUUUAGUUUGUUAAUCAUGGGAAAAACUUACGGAAUCUAAGAACUAAGUCAUAGUGUUUACAGAACCUGCACCCCGAACCCACUCCCCAGAAUCACAUGGCACACGAAUACGUUUAAUCUCAGUUGAAUAUUAAAUUAUUAGUUAAUUUCUUUAACACGCUGCAAUACAAUACCAAGAUAAUAUUAAUUUUAUAAUUGUUUUAUCAUUAUCCAAACAUUAAAAAAAAAAAACAAAAAACGAAACAAAACAAAACAAAACAAAAAAGAACAUAAAAAACCAAUUAAAAUUCAUAUAUCGAAUAAGACGUGAAUUAUUCUACAAAAUGGUUGUUUACUUUUCGAGUUUGCUCAAUGAGUAGGUAAGGAAUAUCCCUCCUGGGAGUGGAACGACGACCCCCUAGACACACACAGACGCACAGUCACACCAACACACAGGACACAGACAAACAUAUAUUGCCAUGAAGAAGCAGCAAACCGGAAACGGAUGUGAACACAUUUCAACUUCAAUCUUUACCAAAAAAAAAACAAAAAAAAAAAACAAAAACAACAACCAGCCGAACAACAACAAAACUGUGAUGAAUACCAUAAAUUUGUUCUCUUCAUGAAUAUCUCUCAUUUUCUUCUCUCAUUUUUAUCUGCAAGAACUUAUGAGUUUUUUGUAUAUUAAUUAUAUUUUCGUGCAUUUUCAGCUGCAUUUCAGUUAACGGUCGCAAAAACUUUUGUAAGAAUUUAAGCGAAACACGAAUGGCGUUGCAACAACUUCAUGGCACCAAAAAAAAAAAAACAAAAACAACAAAAAACUAAAAACUAAAGAAAACCAAAUGAAAAACCAAAUAAAUUGUGGCAUUCUGAGGCCAAAAAUGAAAAAAAAAAUGAAAAAAAUAAAAAAAGAACAAAACACAUUUUUAAUAUACAUUAUAUAAAAGUUUAUAAAUGUCCAUUUUUUGAUUAUUAGUAGUGAUGUUAAACGAAAACCAAAAAGCAACAAAAGAAAGCAUAAUUAACGAUAAACAUAAUACUAAUAAUAAUUGAAAAAGAAAAAAUAUUGUAUGUAUGUUAUAGCAUAGGAUCGAAGCGAACCUUUUCGCCGAGAAUCUAAACAGAAUACAGAACACAUAGGAAAAGAAAGUGAAAGUGAAAGCGAAAGUAAGGGUAAAAGUAAAAUUUAAAAUGAAGUAAAGUACCGAGAAUGUACCGAAAGAAUGAUAACGAUUUACGAAUACGAAUACUAUCCCCGCAUUUAUGAAACAAACAAAAGAUCCAUGAAAACCCAAAGCAAAAAAAAAAGAAAAGGGAAACACAAUUUGAAACACAAUCUACAAUGUUAAGAGGACAUUUUGAAAGAUAUAUUGCCACGUAUAUCUAUAAAUAUAUGUAUACUAACCCACCAAAUUCAAAGUAUUUCAACGUUUUAUACACACGAAGAGGAUGCGCAGAUCAAUACACCUUCCCCCAAAAGAACGCCCAUGAAAGUCCUAUACCCCCCUAUCUAUCACUAUGCCCCAGAAAACAGCUGAAACUUGAAGAAAAGGAAAGAAAAUGUAAACGAAUACGAAUACGAAAGAGUUUGCUAAAGACCAAAGAAAAAGGACAUCAAAUGAGGGACAAAUCAAGAGAAAAGUGAAAAUAGAAAAAAGAAUUUGAGAGUUGAAUUUUGAAAGAAUUUGUCGCCGGUGGAGGGAAACACACUGCCCGUCAAGUGAUCCACGAGAGUACAUGAAUCUACAA